UCGUAGGUGUAGUGGGGAGAUUGCCCAUUGCCAUCGAGUCACAAUGCGCAAGGCAAGGGCUGUCAGCCUGAAACGUAGAAACUAGGAUCAUUACCACACCGGACCUCGAGGAGAAUAGACGUGUUUCUCGUGUCCUACGCUCAGUCGAGAUCUCGGGCUACUUAUCUGUUGCGAACGUGUGAUUAAUAGUCUUGAAAAACUGUGAUUCCCUGGGAUGCAAUCGAGUAACUCGCUUGUACUCUCAAAGUGAUUUUUCUCCCUUUUGUAGACUUCUGUGCGCGGUCGAGCAAUUUAGUGAUCGCUGUCGCUGUGAACUUGUCCUGAACUUGUGAACUGCAUCUUAGCUUUUACGGCACCGAGAGUGAUAAAGGAACUGCAUCAACUAUUUGUUAUCAUUCGCGCGUUUUUUGUGAACACCAACGAUAUUCAAGGUAUUGGCGAUCAGCUAAUCCUAUGGAAUUUAAUCCAUUCGAAGAUCCUCCUUAUAGACACUUUAGACGUCGCGAGUGAAUUUUAGGGGCAUUUGAAGCGCAGUGCCUGGUGCACCUGCGGACUCAUGCGAGUAGACUGUCAUAAUAACGUCAGGCGCUGCAACAGAGGAAAGCGUCAGUUCAUAACACUUAGAUCAAUCUUUAAUACACGCGGACUGAUUUGUCACAAGCUGUCGUGUUAGGCAACUUUUUGAUACUCCAACAUCUGUCAUAAUUCCUGUGUAUAGUGCCAAAAUAAACUUUUUUCGAUUUGAAUUAGUUAUAAUUUUGCAAAGCUGAUUGAUUCUUUGCAAUACUAAUCAUGGCCAUACCAUUUGCAUUGCCGUCCGAGGACGAAGCCGAAGCUCAGGGACAACAGUUAGAACAACUAAUGCUGGACCUGUACGCAGCUCUGCAACAGGUCCUCCGCAACCGGAGUCUUCAACAUCCAUCGAGAAAUCAUCGGCUGCCACGUCGGUCGGGUGACAUAUCUAGUCCCCGAGAGCAUCCUAUUGUUCUCGUGGAUUCUGAUUUGUCUCGAUUACCUUUGCCAGACUUGGUGCUCUCUGCUGUGGAACAACUUCCGCCCCCAACUCCUCAGGUAACCGUCUCGGCGCCAAGCAGUCCAACAAGAGAUGCGGCGUUCCAAUUCCCGGAAUGCAGUGCACCAGUGCCAAGUCCGCGACCAAAGCCACGAAGACGCCGAUUAACAUCAGAGAGUUCAAUCCCAGAGAAAGGGCCCUCGGAAUCGAACAAAUGCAAUGGUACCUGCUGUCCAGGUCACUUAAAUUUAAGUGCAACAACGCUCAACGAGAGGGAAUGGGUGGCCGUCGGAACAAACCUUAGAAACAUUGCCGACGACUUCCAUGCUUCCAAAACCAAGGACGCGGAAGUAGAGAAGUCGAGACUGCCUUUACUAGGUUCGACAUUCUCAAGCAGCACCAGCAACUCGUCCACGGAUAGUAUAUUAUCGCUGCUGAUUCCAGCUCCACUUCGGGAGACGCUCUGGACGACAGUGGCUCUGUACCUGGGCUGGCGACUUGUAUCCCGUCUACGAUAGAGUUGUCUACUCGCCUCUCUUGAAUGCAAAAUGGCAGGUUGUGAGAGCCGAAAAGCUAGAAACGUUGAUUGAAGAACGGUUGAACACGUUAGCAACCAUUUUCUUUAAAGCCGGCGAGCUCGCGUCCGAACGAAAAGAUGACGAUUCAGAGCCGCUUUAAAGCCAUUGCGCACCUUUGGAGUUACGCGUGGCAAGUCUUUUACUUGGUCUGGGCAGGCUCAUCCCAUCGUAUGAUGGCCUGUUUGUCCCAGGUCAAGCCACAUUUUUCCAUUAAGAUGUGUGAGACCGUAAUUACGAGGCACGUUCCACCACAAGGACGUCCAUGAUGUAUUUUUCUACAUUUGUGUCAAUCGUCGCACGAAAAUGUUGAGGCCUGUGAAAAUGAAAGUGAUAGCAAGAUUUACGAAAAAUAAUAGCUAAAAAAAUGUUUAUCCCCUUGCAUUCUCGUGCGGUGAUGCAAACGCUUUGAGGCGUAUCGACUGCGACACGGGUGAUUUUAGCAACUUUGUAGCGACGAUCGGUCCGGAGAAGGAAGGGAAAGGUUACGGGGAACCUAAGGACGAGAUCCAAAGAGGACUUAACCCAAUAAUCAAAUCAUGAUCUCAUUACGAAUAAAUAAAAAGAUUUUAAUAAAGUAGUGCGAUUUGUGUGAUAAUCAGUUCAGUUUGAUACGUUACAUCAAAAGCUAGUAAAUUAUUCAAGUGAAACGAUUUUGCUUUUAAGGGCUGAUUAUUCACUCAUAAGAUGCUUUUUACGAGGUUUUGGAACUAGAGAAAGGAAUAUCAAAUUUUCUUUUUUUUUGUGGUAUAGUCAUGUUAAAUUCAUGAGACAGUUAAUGGCAAAUUCUCACUUUAUUUGACACUAUCGUAUUUGUAUAUUUCCUGUGAUUCGUGAUAUUUCGUGAUAUAAUUAAAUUAAACUGAGCCCGACUGACUUACGUUAAAGUAACUUAAUGAAAACUCGCAUAAACUACUGAAAAUUGAGUUAAAGUAUGACGAAUGAAGAUUGCCAAUAACUGACAUGGUCCUGUGCAAAUUUUUCCAAUUCCCUGCACCUCGUAGUAGCGUUGUGAAUUUGCGUCAAUUUAGCCUGUAUGUGUACAUCAUUUCAGAUACACAUAAAGGACAGGAACCGCAAGGGAGUUGAAUCUAUUCCAAAACGAAAAGUAAAAAAGAGACGGUUGGGAGCAACGUUUUUAUGUAUUAAGAAUAAAUAAAUUAAUAAAAUCAGUAAUAAGUCGAGGUUUAAUUAAUUAAAGUAGAUAAUCGAUAGAUCGAGGAUCGCAGUAUCUGAUUGGCUCGCUGCGAGGCCCGUGGACAGUUUUCAAAUGAUCUCCGGUAGCUUAGCUCUUAGUGGCGUCCUCAUUCAUGCGGGACGCUUGUAGCAUUUCGGAGGAGGUGUCUUUCACUAAUGCUUCUCUGUUUUUCUUCUAUUCAUUCCUCGUCCUUAUUUUUGUUUUGUUUAAAUAUCUUUCAUCUUUCCUUACAUCUCCUUUCAAUGAUUUUAAAAGUUUUUCUUACUCUCCUAAAACACGUGGAAGAUUCGUGUCGUUUCAUAGCGUUGUUAGAUCAUUUUUGGCUUUUGCCAAUGUAGGAAAUUGAUAGACAUGUUUAAUUUGCUCAUUUUGCUCAAAUAAUUUGACAAAUAAAUUCAACCAUGGUUUCUUCCCCUUUCGCAAUUAGAGAUUUCGUAUUGACUGUCAUAAGUACGAAAGACAAUUGGUAGAAUCGUAUAGUAGCAACCAAGAUCCGUAGAGACGUUUCAUGUGGAACAUCUUCUAUAUAUGUGUGUUUUCUUUCUAUACUUCGUACACGUACGCUAAUAUACUUAUCGCUAAUGAGUAUUCCAGUGUGUAUAGGCAUAGUAUUUAUUUAGAUAGCAUAUCUACUUCCGUAUUUCCUUUCUCUACAACUCGACCCUCGCUCUUGUAGUUUUCAGGGGCGAGUAAGAUCACUGCCAUUUAUCUUACGAAAAAUUGAGAAUCGCAUUCAAGGGUGCUGCAAAUAUGCUUCUUUUCUGUCCAUGAUAUACGUAUUUUUCCCUAUUAUUUAAAAACAAUUUUUCUCGAACUUAAAACCUUAAUGUCAGUAAUGCAAUAUUAUUUCGCGGCUGAUUAUAAAAUUGACGAGAUCCAUACUUCCUCUACCGAUUUCAUAUUUUAUAUAAAAAUAUCUUUUUGUAUUCUUGUUUUCUGAAAUAUUACUCCAAAUAUUGAUCGCCCUUAUAUCACCCUGAACCACACUCGAUUAUGCCAUCGUGUUGAAUCUCAAUUUCUUUCGCGAAGCAGGAGUGAAAAAAUAGAAAAAGAGAGGCCAGCGCCAUGGAUAAUGAUGAUAUAGUGAUUGUAUUGUGAAGCAGUCUCUUUCUUGUGAAAAAGUGAAGGAAUUCUCUUUUUUACUGCGCGAGGUGAUACGACAUAAACGAGAAAUGUCAGACCGAUAGGCCAGGUGUUGCUUAUUUUAUAUGCUAGAUGCAAGUUUAGAUAAAUAGCGUACUUGGAAAAAAGAAGAAAACAGAAAGGAGUUUAUUGGAAGGACCUGAAGAAAUUUAGGAUAAAUUUUGAAACGAGAACAGGACGCAUGUACAUAUUACUGCUUAUUCUGUGCCCGUGAACAGAAGCGGUGCCAAUUGUUUGUUUGUUUUUUAUUAUUAUUUUUUUAUGGUAUAGAUCCGUAAUUUUUUGUAGCUAUUAGUCAGCCAUAUGGAGAAUUAAGAAUUACCGAUAAACAUUUAUAAAAGUCUAAAUAUAUACAU
Molecule: messenger RNA, 4284 nt
Organism: Belonocnema kinseyi
Lineage: Eukaryota; Metazoa; Arthropoda; Insecta; Hymenoptera; Cynipidae
Exons: 3
Coding region: 793-1530 (245 amino acids)
Source: RefSeq, a predicted model, not a curated record